Messenger RNA from Cyprinus carpio (common carp), 823 nucleotides. It is a transcript of the gene tmem256, whose product is annotated as transmembrane protein 256. The record is from RefSeq and is a predicted model, not a curated record. Lineage: Eukaryota; Metazoa; Chordata; Actinopteri; Cypriniformes; Cyprinidae.
UUGCGAGUAGAUAGCAUCAUUCUUCCUGUUAGAUCCGUAAUGACAUCAGUUUCCUGCAUGUGCUUACAGUUGUUUCCUGGUUAUUUCAGGAGUCAUGAACGCUUCUUCACUGGUACAGAGGUUAGCAGGGAUUUCUGGAGCACUUGCUAUCGCGGCAGGUGCAUAUGGUGCUCACGGAUUCAGACGCAGCGAAGCGAGUGAUUAUCAGAAAGAGUUGUAUGAUACAGCAAACAAGUAUCACAUCUACCACAGUCUGGCAUUGUUAGGAGCCGCUCGCUGUAGAAAACCUGCUCUGGCAGGUGCAGUCCUCCUCGCUGGCAUGGGCUGCUUUUGCGGUCCCCUCUACCACCAGGCCUUAACCAAUGACCCCAGCUUCAGCAAGCUGGCUCCAAUUGGAGGCUCAUUGCUUAUCGUUGGCUGGGCUGCGAUGGCUCUUUAAACUUUGACCCCAUUUGGCAGACCCUGACCCUGUGAUUUUAACAUUCUCAGAGAUCGUUCCGUUUUGUCAUUUAAACAAGAAAACAAGAGCUACAGGGUGGAUGAAGAAGAGAGGGGUGGAGAAUUUCACAUCUUAUCUAACCCCUUUUCAGUCAUGUAUGGAAAGUGAUGAUAAGGCUUUGGGAUCAAACAUAAUUUUUUUUUUCCUACACUGUCACAGGCAUCUUUAUUUUGUCAGCAUAAGAAAAAAAAAACUUUUGAGAAGCUUUCCUUUAUGGCUUAUAACUGAGAGUGAAUGAGUCACACUCUGGGAUUGUUCAUGUCUUGAAAGUGUAUGUACAUACUUUCCCUUUGUUUGAAAAAAUAAAGCUGUCUGCAAAGUUGA